Molecule: messenger RNA, 234 nt
Organism: Guyanagaster necrorhizus
Lineage: Eukaryota; Fungi; Basidiomycota; Agaricomycetes; Agaricales; Physalacriaceae
Exons: 3
Coding region: 1-234 (77 amino acids)
Source: RefSeq, a predicted model, not a curated record
AUGGCAGAUUGCGGGGAUUUCUAUCUGUGGAAGGCGAGGCGACAACAACGGCAGGCGCAACUUGAUGUGGAGAUGCAGUUGGGACAAGGGGGGAAACAGAAGCAUGGGAUGCCGUCUAAUCUAACGAAGCCUCCUUCCCAGCCACAGCCAACGGCCGCGAAAAGGUCGUCGAAGAAUUCCGUCUAUAAUCAUGACAUUCAAAGACCUGCGCGGUAUUACUGGGAGUCUCGGUAG